Molecule: messenger RNA, 549 nt
Organism: Zychaea mexicana
Lineage: Eukaryota; Fungi; Mucoromycota; Mucoromycetes; Mucorales; Lichtheimiaceae
Product: uracil-DNA glycosylase-like protein
Exons: 2
Coding region: 1-549 (182 amino acids)
Biological process (GO): base-excision repair, AP site formation
Molecular function (GO): mismatch base pair DNA N-glycosylase activity
Source: RefSeq, a predicted model, not a curated record
AUGUUGUCUGAUAUUAUUGACUAUGACCUUCGUCUACUUUUUGUUGGCAUCAACCCUGAUCCCCAGAGCUAUGAGAUGGGAAUGCCAUACAUUGGACGUUCAAACCAUUUCUGGCCAUGUUUUCACUCCUCAGGCUUAUUGGAUAAGCGUGUGGGUCCACGCCAAAUUGGCGAUUUAUUGAAUAUCCACCGAAUUGGGUUUACGAACAUUUGUGCUCGACCAACAGUGCGUGCUUCUGAACUUAGUGUUCGAGAAAAGCAGCGUGGUGCUGUAGCCUUGCGCUGCCUGAUUGAGGAGUAUAGGCUGUCAGUUGUCUGUUUCCUAGGUGUUGAAGCAUAUACUGUUUUUGCAGGCACUACUCGUUUCCGACUCGGGCUACAAGAAGAAGUAAUCACUCGAUGGUCAAAUGCACUUGGAGGCGCUUGUUUGGCAUAUGUUAUGCCUAGUACUAGUGCCAGAGUAGUAGCGUAUCAAUUGUCCGACAAAAAAGAAUUCUUUCGAGAACUUGCUACUUAUGUUAUUGCUCAACAGCAGUUGCGACAGAACUGA